This is a messenger RNA of Rotaria sp. Silwood1, 504 nucleotides long. NCBI's taxonomy places the organism in Eukaryota, Metazoa, Rotifera, Eurotatoria, Philodinida, Philodinidae. The record is from the annotation of a GenBank genome assembly.
AUGAAUGAUAGUGAAGAAGAUGAGGACGACGAAGAAGAUAGGAAUAAACGAAAAAAAAAGAAAUUUUUCGGAAAAACGUUUAUUAUCCAUGAAGCUGAUAUUGAUGAAGAAGAAGAUGCACCUGAAGAAGAUGAGGAUGAUCAAAUUCCAGAUGAAAUAACUCAACAAUGUUUAUUACCUGAUGUCAAAUCAUCGAAUCUUUGGCCUGUUAAAUGUCGAAUUGGAGAAGAAAACCAAACAGCUUUAUUACUGAUGAGAAAAUAUCUUCCUUUGAAAAAUAAUGAAAAAGCAUUGCAAAUAAAAUCUGUCGUUGUAAAAGAAGGUGAUUGUAGUUAUAUUUAUAUUGAAGCAUUUAAAUCUAAUCAUGUCAAAGCAGCAUGUGAAGAUAUUCGUUCAUUAAAUAUUUCAAAUCUUCAAAUGGUUUCAAUAAAAAAAAUGACUGAUAUACUUCGUGUUAUUAACACAACAUAUGGAAUAAAAAAAUGGAUUAUGGAUACGUGUUAA